Molecule: messenger RNA, 1182 nt
Organism: Lichtheimia ornata
Lineage: Eukaryota; Fungi; Mucoromycota; Mucoromycetes; Mucorales; Lichtheimiaceae
Product: 4-hydroxyphenylpyruvate dioxygenase
Exons: 6
Coding region: 1-1182 (393 amino acids)
Biological process (GO): L-tyrosine catabolic process
Molecular function (GO): 4-hydroxyphenylpyruvate dioxygenase activity
Source: RefSeq, a predicted model, not a curated record
AUGCAAUCAACCUACUCCGGAUUCGACCAUCUUCGUUUCACUGUUACCAACGCAAAGCAAGCUGCUUCCUACUACUGCACUCGUCUCGGUUUCAAGCACAUUGCCUACCGUGGUCUUGAGACUGGUAGCCGUGAUGUCUCCGCUCACGUUGUUCGCCAAGGCGAUGCUACUUUUGUCUUUGAAUGUGCCAUUCAACCUGAAGGCAACACCGAAAUGGUGAAUGAAAUUGCCCGUCGUGGUGAUGGUGUCAAGGAUGUUGCCUUCUCUGUAACCGAUUGCCGUGCCGUUUAUGAGAAAGCAAUUGCCAAGGGUGCAAAGUCCAUCAAGGCUCCUGAGGAGAUCACUGAUGAGGAUGGUACCGUUGUUAUCGCAACUGUGGCUACUUAUGGUGAUGUCCACCACACCUUGAUCGAACGCACAAACUAUAAGGGUAUCUUCUUGCCUGGCUAUAAGGACUCUGCCAGUUCUUUGCGUUAUAAGGAUCCUCUUGAGGAAGUUUUGCCUCACGUCCCUCUCUCACACAUUGACCACGUCGUUGGCAACCAGCCCGAUAACAUGAUGAACCCCAUUGCCGAAUUCUAUGAGCGUGUCUUUGAUUUCCAUCGCUUCUGGUCUGUGGAUGACAAGGAUGUUCACACCGAGUAUAGCGCUUUGCGUUCUGUUGUCAUGGCUGACCCCAGCGAGAAGAUCAAGGUGCCCAUCAAUGAGCCUGCUCUUGGUAAAAAGAAGUCUCAAAUCCAAGAAUUCGUCGACUUUUAUGGUGGUGCCGGUGUUCAACAUAUUGCUAUUCGCACCAACGACAUCAUUACCUCUGUAACCAACAUGCGUAAGCGUGGCUGUGACUUUUUGGUUGUCCCCGACAAGUACUAUGAUCGUCUUCGUGCUGCUCUCGCUGUCCACAACAAGACUGCCAAGAAGCCUGUCACUGAAGACAUGGAUGUGCUUCAAAAGCUUAACAUCAUGGUCGACUAUGAUGAGAAUGGAUACCUUCUUCAAAUCUUUACCCGUCCUCUUGAGGAUCGUCCCACACUCUUUGUUGAAAUCAUUCAAAGACACAACCACAACGGCUUUGGUGCUGGUAACUUUAAGAGCUUGUUUGAAGCCCUUGAGCUCGAACAAGACCUCCGUGGUAACCUCACUGAUAUGGAAUUACCACAAUCCCAGGCUGCUCCAAGCAAUUAA